Messenger RNA from Gorilla gorilla gorilla (western lowland gorilla), 5419 nucleotides. It is a transcript of the gene MTMR12, whose product is annotated as myotubularin related protein 12. The record is from RefSeq and is a predicted model, not a curated record. Bases 166 to 2700 code for a protein of 844 amino acids. Gene Ontology annotation, cellular component: membrane; cytoplasm. Lineage: Eukaryota; Metazoa; Chordata; Mammalia; Primates; Hominidae. The transcript is spliced from 19 exons. Gene Ontology annotation, biological process: phosphatidylinositol dephosphorylation.
AGCGGUGUCAGCGGCGGAGCCGGAUGCGGGCGGCAUCGCGGCGGUCGCGGCCCUGGGGAUGGGCGGAGCCCCAGCCGCUAGUGCUGGUGGCCGCCGCUGCUGCCCCAGCUGGAGCCCGAGCCGCCGCCUCUGCGUCCGCGCGUCGCUGCUUCCCAGGGCGGCGGUAUGCUGGGGAAAGGAGUAGUCGGCGGUGGCGGCGGCACCAAGGCCCCCAAGCCCUCCUUCGUGUCGUACGUACGCCCUGAGGAAAUUCACACAAACGAAAAGGAAGUAACAGAGAAGGAAGUAACUCUUCACUUGUUGCCAGGUGAACAGCUGCUUUGUGAAGCCAGCACAGUACUGAAGUAUGUCCAGGAAGAUUCCUGUCAGCAUGGGGUCUAUGGGAGGCUUGUCUGCACAGACUUCAAGAUUGCCUUCUUGGGUGAUGAUGAAUCUGCAUUGGAUAAUGAUGAAACUCAAUUUAAGAAUAAGGUUAUAGGAGAAAAUGACAUUACACUCCACUGUGUUGAUCAGAUUUAUGGAGUGUUUGAUGAGAAAAAGAAAACUCUCUUUGGACAACUGAAGAAAUACCCUGAGAAGCUCAUCAUCCACUGCAAAGACCUUCGAGUGUUCCAGUUUUGUCUGAGGUACACAAAGGAAGAGGAAGUCAAAAGGAUUGUCAGUGGCAUAAUUCAUCAUACCCAGGCUCCUAAACUGCUUAAACGAUUAUUUCUGUUUUCCUAUGCGACUGCUGCACAAAACAAUACAGUCACCGAUCCCAAGAACCAUACCGUAAUGUUUGACACACUUAAGGACUGGUGUUGGGAACUGGAACGGACCAAAGGCAACAUGAAGUACAAAGCAGUGAGUGUCAACGAAGGCUAUAAAGUCUGUGAGAGCUCUGUGAAGUUAAAGGAUGCUGUUUUUGCCCAUUGUUAUGUCCUCAGUAUAACACAGUGGCUGGCUUCUAAGAGGAGCUCAAUAAACAGGAGAAAGAAGGAAAAGCCCCAUUUGUAUUUAGAGGGGGACCUGCGUCAGUUUGGAUUGCCAGCAUACUUUGUUGUCCCCACCCCUCUUCCUGAAGAGAAUGUGCAGCGCUUUCAGGGUCAUGGCAUACCAAUAUGGUGUUGGUCCUGCCACAAUGGAAGUGCCCUUUUGAAAAUGUCAGCACUGCCCAAAGAACAGGAUGACGGCAUUUUACAAAUCCAAAAGAGCUUCUUAGAUGGAAUUUACAAGACCAUCCACAGGCCACCCUAUGAAGUUGUUAAAACGGAAGACCUGUCAAGCAACUUCCUGUCCCUGCAGGAAAUCCAGACUGCAUACUCUAAAUUUAAACAGCUAUUUCUGAUAGGCUUUCCCUCCCCGCCUCCUUACUGUGGCAGUGAUCACACGGCCACCCUCCUCUUCUCCCCUUCCUCAGCAUACCAGUUGCCCAGUGAUAACAGUACUGAAUUUUGGGACACAGAUAUAAAAUGGUUUUCUCUGUUGGAAAGUAGCAGCUGGCUUGACAUAAUCAGACGUUGCCUGAAAAAAGCAAUAGAGAUUACAGAAUGUAUGGAAGCACAAAACAUGAAUGUUCUUCUUUUAGAGGAGAAUGCAUCCGACCUCUGCUGUCUCAUUUCCUCUCUGGUGCAACUGAUGAUGGACCCCCACUGCAGAACCAGAAUUGGUUUCCAGAGCCUCAUCCAAAAGGAGUGGGUCAUGGGUGGCCACUGUUUCUUGGAUCGCUGCAACCAUCUCCGCCAGAACGACAAAGAGGAGGUUCCUGUGUUCCUGCUUUUCCUAGAUUGUGUCUGGCAGCUGGUGCACCAGCAUCCCCCGGCAUUUGAAUUCACAGAGACUUACCUGACUGUUUUGUCAGAUAGCCUGUAUAUACCUAUUUUUAGCACCUUCUUCUUCAAUUCACCUCAUCAAAAAGAUACUAACAUGGGUAGAGAAGGCCAGGAUACACAAAGCAAGCCUUUGAAUCUGCUCACCGUGUGGGAUUGGUCGGUGCAGUUUGAACCCAAAGCCCAGACAUUGCUCAAAAACCCUCUUUAUGUGGAAAAGCCAAAACUGGACAAAGGCCAACGGAAAGGAAUGCGCUUCAAACUCUGUCUCCAGGCCCAGAAUUUCUCCCCCACAGAGUCCACAAAGGAGAGAGCAGUGAUGCAUCAACGACAACUUUCUUUGCCACUUACACAAUCUAAGUCAUCUCCCAAAAGAGGAUUUUUCAGGGAAGAAACAGAUCAUUUAAUUAAAAACCUUCUGGGCAAGAGAAUUAGCAAACUUAUUAAUUCUUCUGAUGAGCUCCAAGACAACUUUCGAGAGUUCUAUGACAGCUGGCAUAGCAAGUCCACUGACUACCAUGGUUUGUUGUUACCGCAUAUCGAGGGGCCCGAAAUCAAAGUCUGGGCCCAGCGCUACCUACGUUGGAUUCCAGAAGCCCAAAUCCUAGGUGGUGGCCAAGUGGCCACUAUGAGCAAACUCUUGGAAAUGAUGGAGGAAGUCCAGAGUUUACAAGAGAAGAUCGACGAGAGACACCACAGCCAGCAGGCCCCCCAGGCUGAGGGCCCCUGCCUGCUGAGGAACUCUGCCCGCCUCUCGUCUUUGUUUCCUUUCGCUCUGCUCCAGCGACAUUCCUCUAAGCCCGUCUUACCCACCAGUGGCUGGAAAGCUUUGGGAGAUGAAGACGAUUUGGCCAAACGAGAAGAUGAGUUCGUGGACCUAGGGGAUGUGUGACCUGUUUGUUGAGUGAUUGUGAAAGAGGAAUGUGGGAGACUGGGACAGCUGAUCCCUGGAUUUGUGUCACGCUACAGCUAAUGCUGGCUGGGUCCUUAGCCCGGCACUCCGUUAGAAUAAACCUGGGCCUUCGGGAAAAGAGGUGGCUCUCAUUAUUUUUCAUGAUUCUAAAAGACUAUGCAAUUAAAACCGCAUCUGUAGUAUUAUUAAUUGGAAGGAAUUAUUACUUGACCCGUAAUAGGGUUGUGGCUGUUUUCUGAUGCCUAAGUAUUAUACAGAGCCCACAAUGGCCAGUUUACUACCAGAAAGGGCUUCAGUAAGAUAUUCUUGGACUUGAUACUUUCUUCAGAUCCUCUUUGUGCCAAGAUAAUUUAUCCAGUCAUUGGGAAUAGUAAGUUUCUGUGUAACCCAUCUCAAUUAUAGAAGCAAGUUCAGCUUUAUGUAUUUGUAUGGGGAGUUGAAGAUUCAGAUAGAGGUAUUAAGAUGUGUGGCAUUUACUUAAACCAUCACAUUUUUUUCUUUCUACGCCCCCUUGCCUGUAAAACACCUGGGAAGUUCCGCUGGUGUCAUCCAUCCUGAUGCUUCAGACCACCCUCCCUUCUUCACAGACCGUGUCACUUUGCCUGUGGGUGGGGGCUAGCCAGCCACCACCCUCUUUUCUGUGCUGCCAGCCCCAGGUCUUCCUCCGCCUGCUCCACGCCACUCGCCGCUGUCCCUCUGCACUCCCUGCCUUGGUGCGUGUAGUCCCAGUGUCUCACUGCCAAACCUCUUGGUUACGCUGCGGGGAUCUGUUUCUUUGCCUGAGAUCCUUCCUGAGGAGCUUCCGUUCCUCUGGAGUCUCUCCUUGUUUGGAACAAAUCGCUUUGCCUUUUUCUACUUGCCUGCUGAAGCUUUGGAGCACUUGUGAUUGCAGUUUUCUGCCGCAACCCCUGAGCCGAGUUCCUCACAUUCUUUUACCUUUAUGGACUGAUGGGAUUGGGUCACCUUUGAAUGUGGCUUUCAUAGGAAAGCAGCUUAAACAUAAAUAUCAGAAGUGAUGAUUAUCAUAUGAUACCUCAGUGAUUUUAAAAGCCAUAGAAGAAACUUGACUAUGCCUGGUCACCUUCUUGGAUCUGCUGUCUAAAUGAUAUAUAUAUGAGAUAUAUAUAUCAUAUAUAUCUCAUAUAUCAUAUCUCAUAUAUAUGAUACAUAUAUGAUAUAUUUUUUUUUAAUGCAGGAAAGUAUACUUUGUAAGGAGCAGAUUUUUUUGUUCUCAGUGGAACCCUGUCAAAUCGCAUAAAAGAGGAAAAAAACAAAACUCAUUAGAAUGUUUUAAAUUGAAUGUUUGCCUUUUACGUAUAUUUGCUCUUCAGUAUGGAUCCCAAUUUGAAUGUUACAUGUUCGGAAAAACUUUCAGUUGCUCAAGGGCAAUAAGAAAAUUUGAGGCCGGGUGUGGUGGCUCACGCCUGUAAUCCCAGCACUUUGGGAGGCUCAGGUGGGCGAAUUGCUUGAGCCCAGGAGUUCGAGACCACCCUGGGCAGCAUGGCAAAACCCUGUCUCUACUAAAAAUACAAAAAUUAGCUGGGUGUGGUGGUGCAUGCCUGUAGUCCCAGCUACUCGGGAGGCUGAGGUGUGAGGAUCCCGUGAGCCCGGGAGGUGGAGUUUGCAGUGAGCUAAGAUCGUGCCACUGCACUCCGGCCUGGGUGAUGGAGCAAGACCUCAUCUCAAAAAAAGACAAUUGGAAACUAUUGACUAAGAGAAGUUUCUAGGUUUGCACUGAAUUGUCUUUUGUACAUACGGUGAAUUGUUUUGCUGUUCUCCCCACUCCAUAUUAAUGCAGGAGCCAGGUUGGUCUGUUAGGAUGAACAAAGGUUGAGGGGAGGGCAGGAUUCGUGCAUCUGGGGGCCAAACACAUGUUCCGUCUUGAUUGCCUUAAGAGUUACUAGCGAGGUCAGUGUUAGGCUUGCAAUAGGGAUUUUAAGAAUACACUAACUAGUUCCUUAGCUACCUUCACAUACAUUCUAUAGGCCUUCUUAAAUUAGCACUAACCUCCACUUCCUUCUCUGCCCCAUUGCCUCCCAAAUAUGCCAUGGAGCUAUUUUUGUUACCACAUUAUAACGUGAAUAUUUAUACAGUAGCCUCUUCAGGCUUUGUAAUUUUCAUUCCAAAAAUGCCCGGUGUGAUGCUUUACACUCUACAAAGUAUGGUUUAAAGGCACAAGGUCAUGGCCUUUGUCAUAGCAGUUGAAUGUGCAUUGAAAUAUUUUUCUAUGAUUUUUUAAAAUUACAAUAGAAAAAUAAGCUGUUGUAACGUGUAAGGUCAUGACAAUUUUUGUAUUUAUAUUUGAAAUCAGAUUUCUAUAACUUGUAUUCGUGUACAGAAUUCUCAAUGGAUUUAUAUAUUGUGAAAUUUUUAUCCGAGAUUGGGAUGUGGAUUAUGCUUAACAGUGAAAGCUGAAAUGAGACCAUUUACUUUGUUUAAAAUGCUGUACUGUGCAAGUUUGGAAAUGUAAAUUAAUUUACUGUAUAUAAUAUCUUGAGUUUGUUUAUACCUCCAAGUUUUUACACUGAAGAUAAACUAGCUUUAAUUCAAAACUUUUUUUUUCUUUAUAAGGGAAUAAGCUGUUGAGCUAAACCUGUAUACUUGUGCUUUUUAUUUUCUGGAUGCACAAUGACAGUUUAUACUUGUAUCUCACUGCAUCAUAUCUGAUUGCAGAAAUUAAAGCACAAUUUACAAGCAA